CCGGCUGUUGGCAUAGGACCACGCCACCCGCGGGGUCUUUUAGUGUGAGGUCGUUGCCUUCCAACAACUACCACCACGAAGCUGGGCAUGAAAAGUAUGAGCGGUCCGUAGUGCCAGACUCACAGGUGGAAGUGCACAGCAAAGACCAGUCAGGAUCUUGCUGGACAGAGGCAGGCGGAGGGACGGAUGGUUGGACACGGCUCCUGUGGGUGUUUCUCUGGCAGUGUCUUAGCUGGUUGUUGUGAGGAGUGAGAACGAAGCAAUCAGCAAGUAUACUGCCGCAGAAAUUCUUCGCAAUAAGAAGCCCUGGGAUCACAGCCGUCACAGGGAGAAAAACGAGAGGGAGGCAAAACGCGCAUCAGCAUUGUAGCAAACAUGGAUCCUGCUGCUACUGUAAGUUUUUACAUGUGUGCUGACACUGUAGAAAUUAACUAAAGAUGUGGACCUGGUACAGAAAUCACUGAAUAUAGAUCGACUGAGAGCAUGGCCUUUCAGUGAACAGCCUCUACAAUAUUCACAAUUGGAUCAAAGCAUCAAACUUCUACACUGUGUUGUACUUUUAUGAUCCUCUGCUGCCAUCUUGUGACUGAAAGCAACCUCCCAGGAUGCUUUUUGUUCAUUAAACACUCAAGCAAUUUCUAAAACCAACAUUGUAUUUUUAUUUUAUUUUAUUGAGAGUCUAAAAUCCCUUUCAUUCAGAAAAUAUGGCUUGGCUUACUAUGACUUCAGAUUCCCGAUUUUUCUGCUGCAAAUGCAUGUUGUUUUUGUCAUCAAAUUUAAUUUUGCUUAAUGAGAUAUAAGUAUGUUUUCUGAAUGCUAACACAUUAGUAGUAAAUAUGGUUGAUUCCUCAUUUAUCAACUGCAGCCUAAUAAUUUCUUCAUGUCAUAAAUUAGAACUGUAAAAAAGCAGUAAAUAAAAGUUACAAGAAGACAAAUAUAUUAAUUUGCCUUGUUUGUUUUCACAGUACACAUGCAUUUCGUAAUUAUGGAAAGCUUGUGUUGUAUAAACCACUUUGCGCUGUGUAAAAGCACUUUGAGACCCUUGAAAAAAUUACGUUGCCAUGCAAACACAGUAGACCUAAUGAGUGCAGAUGAGGCAGAACGGCCUGGAUGCCAGGUGCACACUAAUUUAGGUUUUCACACACACACACAGCAAACGCAGACGCAGCUGAAUGUAGUGUGCUCCUGAUUUGAGAUCCACAAAAGGGCUUUUGUCUACAGAAUCACUGAAUCUUUCUUGAUUUAUUUUUAAGACUUGAUGGAAAAUGUUGUGUAUUGUAAAACUGAUUGUUGGUCAUGUGUGAUUAUGAUGAUAAUGCAGAUGGGUUUGCUGCAGACUGCAGGAAAAAGACAAUGAGACACUGCAUUGCUGCAAACACAAAAAGGGGUUGCAGUUUUUCUGGGCUGCAGCAAUGCAGAAACAUUCAAAUCUCUGCUCUCACAGAAGGUCACUGCUUUAAAUCUACCUAUACUUCCUUUACUCUUUGGUAAACCACAAGUAAAAGGCCACUAAAGAAUAAUCAGCUGCUCGACACAAAGCGUGGAAAAAGGUGACCACAAGCAGCACAUUUUAAUUAAAUUUGGAUUAUAAUUUCAUUUAAACAUAAUUUUUUUGCCCCAGAACGCGGAGACAGUCCCAGUUCACUGAGGGUGAGGAAGGUUUUCCUGCGAUGGGAAUGGAAAGCUUCCAUGUUGGAUGGGUAAUGCAAUGUGUUACUGUAAACUGACUUUCACAAAUGAAAUAUGUGGGGGGGUUUGUUUUUUGUUUGUUUCUGUUAAUUGAAAGAUUUAUAGAUAAUGAAAAUAAUCAUUAGUUGCAGUCCAAAUAAUAGUUUGUGGACGACUACUGGUGCUUUCAGAAGAUAUUUACAUACAAGAAGAGACUAUAGUAAUGCCCUGUAUAUGGCAUCCACUGCUCAAAAUUUUGCUUCUAGGAUUUUAUUGAACAAAAUAAUAUCACUUUAUGUCAUUGAUCCUUGCGUCCCUAAACUGGCUUCCAAUUGCCUUUAGAAAUUGUUUUUCAAUUUACUGUAUAAAUUCAAUCCCUGUGCAACUGUACAUUUUAAAUGAUUAUUUUUAUCAUUUUACUGUUUUAGCUUAUCUUUCUUUACCUGAUGAAGUUUGUUUUCUUUUACAUAGCUGUUUUAUUACCUUGUGUUUUGUAAAGCACUUGUACUGUAUUGGAAAGCUUUAAUAAGGAGUUGGACAGUUGUUAUUAAGGUUUAUGGGGCCCUUUUCGUCAUUUUCUAUGUAAAAAAAACAUGUAAUAUUCUGUACUUGAACUGCUAAAUGGCCUUACUACUGCUCUGUGUUUAGCAUGUUUGAAACGACAGGUGGCACAACAGAAUAGUUUUUAUAUAAACCAUGCCUGGAAUGGGAAAUAUUACAGGUUGUCAUCUGUUCUUAUGUGACAAACUUGCCAUAGGUUUAGCAGGGUCACACAAGUAAAGACCAUUAGAGCCAAAAAUAGACCUACAUGAGUCUGCCCUUUACCAGCUGACUCUGAGUUGUGCUUUGGGUUCCGGAUUGUGCAACGAGGAUAGAGAUGAGAGCUCUCUAUGUUGGCGGGGAGGAACUCGGGAGGGGUUAAACACUGAACAAAAGUUUGUUUGGCUCCCUUUAAAAAGCAAUGAAUGACGUUUGUUAAACCAUAUGGCUCGACUCGACUCUGUGUUUUAAAUGCCGCCUGGCUUUAAGGGAAAAUAAUGCAGAUAGACUACGGUAAUAUUAAUGUAUAACAUGACAGACUAGUCUGCCCGUCGAGGAGUGUUUGCCCAUUUUGUUGCACGUUUGACAGUGAAACUCGUAUCCAUGAGGUGAUCGCAGCUCAUACCUAAUCACACUAAACGAUGGCAAAUGGAAAUCAGACAGUUGUGUACUUGUCUGAGCAGGUGGUCGUUUUGUUUUCGUGCGCGCUUUCGUUUCUGGGCUCUUCGCUGAUCGUCCUCACCUACAUUAUUUGGUCAGAUUUGAGGACAACUCCGAGGAGGCUCCUGGUCUACCUCUCGGUGUCUGACUUGCUGUCCGCCGUCUCCUACGCCUUCGGAGUCUGGAGAGUUUUUCACACUGACUCGCUGGACUGCGUCAUUCAAGGAGCGAUAUCCACUUUCGCCAACACCAGCUCUUUUUUCUGGACCGUGUCCAUUGCCGUUUACCUGUAUGUUUUUAUCGUGAGGUCCAGCCAAAGAGUCGCCGAAAGCCUGGUGUUGUUUUUUCACCUUGUCAGCUGGGGUGUUCCUCUGGUCAUCACUGUUGCUGCCGUGUCCCUGAACAAGAUUGGCUAUGAUGCGUCAGAGGUGUCGGUGGGCUGGUGCUGGGUCAGGAUCCACGCUCCUGACCGGGUGCUGUGGAUGCUGCUGACUGGAAAGAUCUGGGAGUUCUUGGCUUAUCUCACCCUCCCUGUCCUCUACAUCCUGAUCAAGAGGCAUAUCCACAUAGCGCAUGCUGCCCUGUCCGAGUACCGUCCCAUCUUGGCCAACAGGCCUCCAUCACACUCCUUCUCCUCCAUGGCUGAUAUGAAGCUAACACUCAUUCCUGUUAUCUUCAUCGUCCUGCGCAUUUGGAGCACAGUGCGCUUCAUACUGCUGCUAGCCGGCUCUUCAGCCAGACAGAACCCAGUGCUGGUCACUCUACAUGGAAUUGGCAACACCUCACAGGGAGCAGCCAACUGCAUCAUGUUUGUAUUGUUGACUCAGCCAAUCCGCACACGCCUCUGCACCACGCUCUGCUGCUGCUCCAGGUGUAGAGCAGAGGUGCAGCACUCGCAUGACGCCCCUCACGGACUGCUGCCAGGACAGGACACCUCCACACAGAGAGAAGAAGACAACACCAGUCGAGUCCAUACUGAUAGAUGAUACUUGAUUCUGUGGAUGUGAACCUAGACAAAGGUUGAUGUGAAGGGAGCGGUGGAGGUCUCCGUUUCACAUUGAGCCUCAUUACGGCAAGUGUUAUGCACGUUGUCUGACUGUACACCAGCAUUUGGUGAAGCAUUUUGAGUGCUGCAGACUGAAUAUGUUGCACAUGGUUUCAUAGAUGUGCUGUACAUCAAACUUAAAGUUUUAAGUUGUUCUUUGUACAUGUUUUGUGGUUGCAUUUUGAACAGUUGUACACUCUGUAAGACUUUUUUUAUCACGUACUGUGUGGAUUCACAUCAUACACAUUCUGAGGUUGUCACUGUGAAAUGAAUAUUCGGUUUUCACCUGGUUCCACUGAGUGUUCAAGUAUUGUAUUUAUGGGGAAAGCAUUACCCACAUUUUAGCCCCUGAUUGUGUUUAGGAAAGCAAUAUGUUGGCUUGAGAGAUGGCUGUGAAAAGUUAGUAGUUUUCUUCACAGAAAACAGCAAAUGUGAUCAGCUUGUCAGAGUGGAUUCACAGCAGAAAAAAAGUUAUCAAAACGUGUAGAAACUUCUCACCAUCUCCAGUCCUGCACCAGAAUCUUCAGUACUGUACUUCUAUUCAGUCAGUCUGUAUGCUCCGUCAUUGUUUUGCUAAAAUACGCCGCUUGUUACAGAACUUUGAUGAGGGUGAUGGCGCAACACGGAAGCAGCACAUUUAUUCAUAUUUUGGUGAAUCAAUGAGUCUGUGUAACAUACUAAGUAGUGGAUAAAUAAAAUUAUUUUCCAAUGUA
This is a messenger RNA of Siniperca chuatsi (mandarin fish), 4626 nucleotides long. It is a transcript of the gene gpr157, whose product is annotated as G protein-coupled receptor 157. Bases 2850 to 3854 code for a protein of 334 amino acids. Gene Ontology annotation, molecular function: cAMP binding; G protein-coupled receptor activity. Gene Ontology annotation, cellular component: plasma membrane. The record is from RefSeq and is a predicted model, not a curated record. Gene Ontology annotation, biological process: cell surface receptor signaling pathway; adenylate cyclase-activating G protein-coupled receptor signaling pathway. NCBI's taxonomy places the organism in Eukaryota, Metazoa, Chordata, Actinopteri, Centrarchiformes, Sinipercidae. The transcript has 4 exons.